AGCCUUUGCCCUUUAGGCAACAGAGGGAUGACAUGGUAAAUACAGAAAGGCGGUUGGGGUAUUUUGGGAAUAAUGGAAAUUAAUAACCAGAGAGCGUGAGAGGAAAGCAUGUAGUUUUUUCUCAAAACGGUUUAUAUACUGACUUGGGGACCAAGUAAGUUACCAGAAACCGCAAAAACGACGCGUCGCGAUGGGGUCGUGUGAGUUUCUACGAAAUCCCCAAGUUUAUCGGUUCUCAGGUCGAAACUGCCCUUCAAAGUUUGGCGAAUUUGCGCCCGUACCAUUGUUGACGUUGAAGAAUAAACCCUGGAAGGUGUCUGCUUCGUUAUCUCUAACAGCCUUAUCAAUGGAAUCGCCUCCUCAAGGGUAUAGAAGAAAUGUAGGGAUAUGUCUCGUUAAUCCCUCUAAACAGAUCUUUACAGCUUCGAGGAUAAACAUACCAGACACUUGGCAAAUGCCUCAGGGGGGUGCUGAUGAAGGUGAGGACCUUAUAAAUGCAGCGAUGAGAGAAUUGAGGGAAGAAACAGGAGUUACUUCUGCAGAGCUUCUCGCCGAGGCUCCAUACUGGCUAACUUAUGACUUCCCACUUCAAGUUAGAGAGAGACUUAAUCGCAGAUGGGGUACAAAUUACAAAGGUCAAGCACAGAAAUGGUUUCUAUUUAAGUUUACUGGUAAGGAGGAAGAGAUCAACCUUUUGGGAGAUGGAUCUGAAAAGCCAGAAUUCAAGGACUGGUCAUGGAUGUUACCGGAGCGAGUAGUAGAGCUUGCUGUGGAUUUCAAGAAACCUGUUUAUGAACAAGUUAUGAAGCUAUUUGGUCCAUAUCUUCAGGGAGAUGAAGAUGAAGGGAAUUACUCUGCUCAAAAUGAAACUAACGCCAAAAUGCAUAUAAAGUCCUCCCUAUCGUAAACCCGCGUCAAAAUGUUCAUUUAGUAAAUCUCAUUGAUAGCAUAGCAAAAAGCCUUUUUCUUUUUGGUGCUUUGCCAGGUUUUGUAUUCAAUUUAGCCGCGUAUAUAAGAAUCUUCUAUGCAACUUGUUCAAUCAUGUGGAUGAUUAGAUUACCGGUCUCUAUUUACAGAUGAAAUAAAGCAGAAUCGAAACAUGCUUCUUUUUUAA
Jatropha curcas is the source of this 1114-nucleotide messenger RNA. RefSeq names its product nudix hydrolase homolog 27 (gene NUDX27). Gene Ontology annotation, biological process: nucleoside phosphate metabolic process; ribose phosphate metabolic process. The record is from RefSeq and is a predicted model, not a curated record. Gene Ontology annotation, cellular component: chloroplast. NCBI's taxonomy places the organism in Eukaryota, Viridiplantae, Streptophyta, Magnoliopsida, Malpighiales, Euphorbiaceae. Gene Ontology annotation, molecular function: guanosine-3',5'-bis(diphosphate) 3'-diphosphatase activity; bis(5'-adenosyl)-pentaphosphatase activity.